Messenger RNA from Alternaria ventricosa, 678 nucleotides. RefSeq lists its product as uncharacterized. The coding region runs from base 1 to 678 and encodes 225 amino acids. The transcript has a single exon. NCBI's taxonomy places the organism in Eukaryota, Fungi, Ascomycota, Dothideomycetes, Pleosporales, Pleosporaceae. The record is from RefSeq and is a predicted model, not a curated record.
AUGUUCGGAACCUCUAAUCAGCAAGCCCGGAGGUCUUCCAGAGGUGGUACGACGGUGCUGCCCCUAUGUUGCGCCCCUACCGCACCCUCGAUCAACACCUUCAUGCCACGACCAGGACCCUACGGUACACCAUGGUUUUCAUCUGAAGAGACCCUAUGGUCACUGGGGCUAAUCGAGCAUGGCAGGUUCAACAAGCCUGAUACAGUCCUCUUGGCCUUCAUCGUGGACUGCGCCAUGAAGCUAUACAUAUGCGCCAGCCUCACCCUGCAUUGUCUAGAAAGCUCGACGGAUUCGGACCUGGUACACGCUAUCAUUGAGGCAGCCUACAUCAAUGUACUCGGACAGAUACAGCGCGCUGACUUGAUGAGCCGCCAAGCGCUCGCUUUCGGGAGAUUUUACCUGAAGGCCAUGGCAGACUUUGGAAAAAUUCGGGAACGCUGCAACAUCACCUUUGGACAAUAUAUCCAACAUCAACAGACUCGGAACGAUUUCGCAGCGAGAUUCCUCAUUUACGAUAGUUAUGGGGAUGACGAUCUUGGAAUAAUUGAAAAUGCUUUCAAGUGGGUAUAUGGGCAGUCGCCCUCCACAGUCGUCAACGACAUGGAAGAGAACGUUACAGAAGACUCGUUCGGUCGCGAUCCUAUCUCGAUACGACAGUGGGUCUUCGAUUUCAACUGA